AUGCCGUUUCUAUAUAAUCUCGUUGACCGUCUCGCAGACGUGGUCAUCGCGGCCGUUAGCCCUCCAAAGCGUCCCCAUGAACGUGAACGUGAACGAAAACGUUCAUUUAGCCCCCCACCACGACCAAACCAUCGUCCCCUCCGCGAAGAAGAUUACGAUGAUGAAGACGACGACUACGAGCCCCUCUCCUACUACAGCCGUCGGGUAAGCCGCCAGGUCGAUGAGGAAACCUUGCCCUCGUUCGCUGAAGAAGGGGCCCGUCCGGGUCCUGGCUAUAGCAGCAGGGACGGAGAGAACGCUCGACGCUACCGCGCCCCGCACAAUGCAAAGCGUGUCCGCUGGGGUGGUAUCAAGGCCUAUGAUGAUUAUGUGCCCCUGGCUUCUGCGCCGGGGUUAAGUGAGUUCCCGCAGAGGCGGACGAGUACGAGCCCUAAUUAUGUCUACGGUGCUGAGGAUCGUAGGAGCCCUAGGGAAAGGCGCAAGAGAAGCCCUGGUUCCAGUCCUAGGUCCAGUCCCAGUUCCAGCCGGAGCGGCAGCAAAAGCCGCGAGGGUAGCCCUAAGCUUCCGGGCUCAUAUGAAGAAGGAAAGGGAGGGCAGCCAGCAGCACCUUCUCCUCCUUCUGCGCCGAUACUGCGACAACUCCUGCACCGCACGCACGUUCCGCGCAAAUCCAUACUCAAGGCGCCAACUGCAACAGAUGAUGAGAUGAUGGUUAGAAACCUAUGGUCGAUGGUCGUGCUCUCACAGAACCAGCUCGAGUAUACAUAUGAGUUCCUCUCAUCUGUAAUGCUCAUUGGCGAUGAUGUACUUGAUACCAUGUGGACAGCGGGCGAGAUGACGAUGUUUGAGGAGGCUAACAAGAGGGCGCGGAGGUCGCUGGAACGGGAGAGGCGACGUGCCCGCCAUCCGAUUCUCGAGCCCAGACCGCGGUAUAGAAGGCCGAGAGGGCCUGAGCCUGAGCGGGAAAUGGUCGCUCCUGAGGUUGCGCCCUGGACUGAGGGGGGGCAGCAGAGGAACCCCGUUUCAGAGCCGAGGGAGAUGGAUAUUAUAGAGGAAGAAGAGGAAGGGGAUGCUAGUUGGACGUGA
Molecule: messenger RNA, 1086 nt
Organism: Aspergillus mulundensis
Lineage: Eukaryota; Fungi; Ascomycota; Eurotiomycetes; Eurotiales; Aspergillaceae
Exons: 1
Coding region: 1-1086 (361 amino acids)
Source: RefSeq, a predicted model, not a curated record